AACCCUAACCCCCAUCUGUCAUUGGCAUAUUUUGUUUUAAUUCAAUUUUCCUCGUUGAUUUUCUUUUUAUUUUCACAUUCUUUUCUAUAAUCUUUCUCUCUUUUGAUAUACCAGAAAAAGGAAAAUAUUCCCAAGAAAAUAAAAUUUUCUCCUACUGACAGUUCAUCUCUUAUCACCGUCGUGGAAAGUAAUCCAGAAAGAAAGUUUCUACAUAUCUCCUGGUUGUCGUUGUGUGUGUCGUGUAUUCCACAAGAAAAAAAAAAAAAAAGUGAAGUAUAAAAAUUUUUGAUUUACCCAAACGAAAAGCGUCCUGUUGAUCAUCCACCCACCCCCUUCGUCAAAAGUGUGUGUAUCAUUAUUCACCUAAUGCAGAAGAAAAUGUUGUAAAAGUUCAUAUCCUAGAUUUUUGGUCCCCAUCAAAUCGAAAACAACCAAAAAAGAAACCCAAUAAGAAAAAAAUAAAUCAAUUUUUUUUUGAAUAAUGAAUCAUCACAAAAUCAUUGUCAUGAGUAAAUUACUCCAAAGAACUUGCUUAUCUUCUUUAAAUUACACCGCUGCCGCCGAGAUUCAUUCAAAUAAUGUUACAACAACAACGUCGUUUAGUAGGCAACAGCGGUUGUCUUUGUCGUCAUCUCAAAUACAAUCGAUUCCGUUAAGGAAUUCGGAUUCUAUGACGACAGCAUUUGCUUGCAAGAGAUUCUAUUCGAAAUUCUCAUCCCAACAACAUCCAACAACUUCGUUGGGAGCUGUUCCUCCGCUGUGCGAGGAGAAGGCCUACGAAUUGGUGUUGGCUUUGAAAGAUGCCGAGAGGUCAUCGUUGAAGAUGGCUUUGGACAAGUAUGAUGCUUUGAAACUCAAAGAAGGGUUUGAGGGUAAACUUGCAGCAACACAAUGGCGAACGAAAUUUGGACGAUUAUCCAGAGUGCCAACACCAUUAUCAAAUGUCGAUCCCACGGGUUCAUUUUGUACAUUUCCGGAGGAUUGGUUAAAAAGAAAAGCUGCGGAAAAAGCGCAACCUCCAUCUUCUUCGGAUUUAUACAAAAUCUUCUUCGUAAAUGCCGUCCCCUUUGUUGUAUUUGGAUUUUUGGAUAAUUUCUGCAUGAUUAUGGCGGGUGAUUACAUCGAACAAGUUUGUGGCGCUUUCAUGUGCAUAUCAACAAUGGCUGCUGCUGGUCUUGGCAAUACAAUCAGUGACAUCCUUGGCAUCGGCACUGCUUUCUACGUUGAACGAUUUUGUGCAUUCUUAGGUCUACGACCGCCCGAUCUUGUACCAAUUCAAAUGGAAAUGAAAGAGAGUCGAAGAGCUGCUAAUUCAGGAAGAAUAAUUGGCAUAACAAUUGGUUGUUUACUUGGCAUGUUCCCACUCUUAUUCUUAAAUAAUGAAAAGAGUGAAGAAACAGAUCAAUCAGCAAAUCCUGUUGCAACUGUAAUUUAACUAGGCAUUAAAUGGCCUUAAGUAACUUAAAUAAUUUUUGAUAUUUAUUUUAUAUUAUCAAUUCGUGCUAUUUUUUUUUUUUUUUAUGUUGAUUUUUUUUUUAAAUUUUCUUCGAACGAAAUAAUUAUUUUAGAAAUAUUAUUAAUUGUGAAAAAAAAAACAAUUUGUGUUCAUCAUCAGUAAGAAAAGAAAACUCAAAAAUAUAUUAUUUAUAAAUGAUUAUAACGAAUGCAAAAAAAAUAUAUAUAA
Episyrphus balteatus (marmalade hoverfly) is the source of this 1684-nucleotide messenger RNA. RefSeq names its product transmembrane protein 65. The transcript has 6 exons. Bases 482 to 1435 code for a protein of 317 amino acids. The record is from RefSeq and is a predicted model, not a curated record. NCBI's taxonomy places the organism in Eukaryota, Metazoa, Arthropoda, Insecta, Diptera, Syrphidae. Gene Ontology annotation, cellular component: mitochondrion.